Molecule: messenger RNA, 2633 nt
Organism: Betta splendens (Siamese fighting fish)
Lineage: Eukaryota; Metazoa; Chordata; Actinopteri; Anabantiformes; Osphronemidae
Product: trace amine-associated receptor 13c-like
Exons: 2
Coding region: 1439-2422 (327 amino acids)
Biological process (GO): G protein-coupled receptor signaling pathway
Cellular component (GO): membrane
Molecular function (GO): trace-amine receptor activity
Source: RefSeq, a predicted model, not a curated record
CAUAGUGGAACUUAUGUCCCCUGUCCAUACAGAGGAAAGAAUUUGUUAUCUUGACAGUUUGAUUUUUGAAGCUGCUUCCUAGUGUAAGCACCACUUUCUCGAACACUAUCCUGAGCAUAUUCGAGAGUUUGGCCCUGUGGCUGCCUUGUGGACAAUAAGAUUUGACGCUAAACAUAGCUUCUUUAGGAGAACUGUCAGGCAAACAGGCUGCUUCAGGAACACCUUGCUAUCCUUGGCAAACAAGCACCAGCUCAUGGUUGUCACCACCUCCAUGAAUUGAAUGCUGGCAGACCAUCACAGACAGUCACAAAGACAACACAGUUAUCUUUAGACGUGCUUAAAAGAGGAUGUGAAAAACGUACUGAGGACAAGUUUUCCAACGGUCUCAACAGUCAGUAAUAGUGUGCGUUUUUAGGCACUGACUAUGCAAUCAUAAUGUUGUUGUGUUGUGGUUCUGUUGCAGGAUUGCUUCACUUUGCAGAAGUGUUUUAGGUCAUGUUAAUUCAAGAUCAAUUGGCCUUUGUUGUACUGUAAAACUACAAAAUGCAUGGUACAAUGAACACCUUACUGUAGUAGCUAUGAGUUACAGAGCACAGGUAAUGUGCAGUUACUGGAACACAAAGCACUUGCAGAUUUUCUUCCUUUAACGACUAGUUUCCUUGAAGCAUCUUAUUUGUCUCUCCUAUUAGCUAAACUUCAUUAUUACAAACAUAUGUACAGCAUGUAUUUACUAGACUGAUAUUCGCAAACUUCAGGCAUCCCCAGCACAGUUGAGGGACUUGUUUCUGUCAUUCAAGAGACUUUUAGGAUUCCAGUGGAUUUUUAUUUAUUGUAUCAUGAAGCUAUAAAGCUUUGUGAAAAAGUUAGCACAAAAAAUUUUGCUCAUUUGGCUCAGUUAUUGCAAAUUACAAAUUUAAGUCACAAUUUUACUCUUGUGGAAAUCAGCUGGAGACCAUCAGUGUGAUAAACCAUCUCAAAGUUUACUCUCAUGUCGACACAGAGUGGAUCACAAUGACAGUACAUCUAGGACAUCUUACUAUGUACAAAGUAUCCAUUGAAGGACUGAGGACACAAGACUUGUAUUUAUACCUGGUUACAAACCCCCACAUGAGCUGUUGACUGGUCAUUGUUAUUUCCUUAACAAUGUUUCCCAUGGUCACCACUGUGAAACCCCCAUCAUUUGAAAGCCAAAUGCUUGAUGACCCCCAUGGAACAGGUUUAAUGGGUUCUGGUUGCCAGGUGUCUUAUUACCAACUGUUGCACCUGUUGACCUUUUAUUCUCCCUGAUGCAAAUACAAAUGAAAACUGAUUUGACAAAUUAGGGGGGGAUACGGGACUGUUCCACCUCCAGCUUCAAAUGAGAAGGAGGAACUAGGACAGAUAAAUCAUAUGUUCAUCACAUCCUUGUGUGUUCAGCUUCUCCUCCUCCUCUUUUCUGAUGGAGACACUAGAGGAAGCUGAACUCUGUUUUCCACAGCUCUUCAAUUACUCCUGUAAGAAACUCACGCGUCCUCACUCUGAGGCUCUGAUCAUUUACAUCCUGAUGUCGUGCGUCUCUCUGCUCACUGUGCUUCUCAACCUGCUGGUCAUUGUCUCCAUCUCCCACUUCAGGCAGCUCCACACUCCCACCAAUGUCCUGCUCCUCUCUCUGGCUGUUUGUGAUUUUCUCAUUGGUCUCAUUGUGAUGCCAUUUCAGAUCCUUUUAACAAAGCCCUGUUGGCUCCUGGGUGACCUGAUGUGCACUGUGUAUGCUUUUGUAUCGUAUAUCACUGUCAGUUCUUCCAUAGGAAACAUGGUGCUCAUAUCAGUGGACCGUUAUGUGGCCAUCUGUGACUCUCUGCAUUACACCACUAGUGUCACUCACUGGAGAGUUCAACUCUGUGUCCUCCUGUUGUGGGUUUCCUGUGUUUUUUAUGCCUUCAUGAUCUUAUAUCAUAUUCUGAAACAACCAGGCAGGUUUAACUCCUGUUAUGGUGAAUGUGUAAUUAACAUAAAUGGAGUUGCUGACCUAGUGAUAAACUUCAUCAUCCCCAUCUCAGCCAUCAUCAUCCUGUAUGUGAGGGUGUUUGUGGUGGCUGUGUCUCAGGCUCGUUCCAUGCGCUCCCACGUUACAGCUGUUAAACAGCAGCGUUCACUGACUGUGACUGUCAGGAAAUCAGAGAUUAAGGCAGCAAAGACUCUUGGUGUGACAGUUGUUGUGUUCCUCCUGUGUUAUAUUCCUCCUUACUGUGUGUCUCUCUCUGGAUAUGAGAUUACAAUCGGUAAUUCGAACAAUAAUUUUCUGUUGUUUCUAGUUUUCUCAAACUCUUGUCUGAACCCUGUGAUUUAUACUUUUCUCUAUCCCUGGUUUAGAAAAUCUGUAAAACUCAUUAUUACUUUACAGAUACUGCAGCCAAAGUCCAGCGAGACCUGUGUAAAGUAGACUAACUAAGUUCUAAUGCAAUAUAGAAAGUAACUAUUUUCUUUAAAACUGUUUUGAAUUUAAAAUAAAUUGAACUGAAAGUUUAAAUAAACCAAUUUAGUUGUAAAUGUUUUAUAGUUUUAAUUCUGACCAUAUGAAACACUAAAUGAUGUUUAUUAAAAUGCUCUAAACACUGACUGUAUAACUGUGUGGAGAACAUUCUUUCUGCAAA